CGAUUUGUCAUCUCCCGGGGCUGGCGCGAACCAAAACACCGAGAGGCGUUACUAACGAUUUUAGUUUUAAUCCGCAUUUUUAGUGAAUCAUCGACACCCGCCAGCCAGCAUGAGUGCAAACGAAGAACCAGCGAGAGCCGAGUCUCCGGCAGGAGAGGAAGAGGAACGUCCGCCAGGCGCCGGAGAUAUACCGGAGCACGAGAUCGUCAAGAUGGAGGACAUCAUUACGAUCGAUCCGGAAACGACGGAGGUCGAUCUGAACCAUGGCCGGAUCGCCAAGAUUGAGAACCUGGAACCCCUGACCAAACUCGAACGACUCUGCUUGCGAUGGAAUUUGAUAAAGAAAAUCGAAAAUCUCGAUCAUCUGACGUCGCUGCUUGAGUUAGAGUUGUAUGAUAAUCAAAUUACGGAACUGGAGAACCUCGACCAGCUCAUUAACUUGGAGGUGCUGGAUGUUAGCUUUAAUCGUUUGCGCGAAAUCAAAAACAUCUCCGCACUGACAAAGCUGCGCCAGCUGUUUCUGUGCGCGAAUCGUAUCUCUUUGAUAGAAAACUUGGACAGCUUCAGUAAUCUGACCAUGCUUGAACUGGGUGACAAUAAGCUGAGGAAACUGGAAAACCUCGAUCAUCUCACAAAUCUUACCCAUCUGUACAUUGGCAAGAACAAAAUUACCAAAAUCGAAAACCUUGACAAACUGGUCAAGCUGGAGUGUCUCAGUCUGCAAUGUAACCGGUUGACAAAGCUUGAGAACCUCGAAAAUCUUGUCAAUCUAACCGAGCUGUACGUGUCCGAGAAUGGUAUCGAGAAGCUGGAAAAUCUUGAGCAAAAUAAAUUGCUCGAGACGCUCGAUGUGGGCAAAAACCGUAUCCAGCGCAUCGAAAACAUUGGCCAUCUGCAGGCGCUGGAAGAGUUCUGGAUGAACGAUAACGCGGUAUCGGAGUGGUCGUGUGUGGAUCGCCUGGCGGAGAACAAGAAGCUUGCUACCGUCUACCUGGAGCGCAAUCCAGUCGCCAGCGAUGUGAACUAUCGACGCAAGCUUAAGCUGGCAGUGCCUUGGCUGCAGAAGAUCGAUGCCACUCUGUGUCGUUAAGGAUCGCUCCCCACCUCACCCAUCU
Anopheles darlingi is the source of this 1115-nucleotide messenger RNA. RefSeq names its product protein phosphatase 1 regulatory subunit 7 (gene sds22). Bases 110 to 1090 code for a protein of 326 amino acids. Gene Ontology annotation, molecular function: protein binding. The transcript is spliced from 6 exons. NCBI's taxonomy places the organism in Eukaryota, Metazoa, Arthropoda, Insecta, Diptera, Culicidae. The record is from RefSeq and is a predicted model, not a curated record.